Molecule: messenger RNA, 2306 nt
Organism: Juglans regia (Persian walnut)
Lineage: Eukaryota; Viridiplantae; Streptophyta; Magnoliopsida; Fagales; Juglandaceae
Product: protein cornichon homolog 1-like
Exons: 5
Coding region: 18-494 (158 amino acids)
Biological process (GO): vesicle-mediated transport
Source: RefSeq, a predicted model, not a curated record
UAUAUGUGUAUUUCAGAAUGAAAAGAUCUCCCUCCAUUUUCCUCUCUAUACAGACCCAUUCCAAUUUCCGUGUAAGUUCCAAAAUCCCUGUACCGACGUCUCGACCGGACCAUGGAGCUGAUCUUGUGGGCUCUCUCAUUUUUCAUCGAUUUAGCUCUCUUGGCAUCCACCUUUUAUCAGCAUCUCGCAUUAAUCGCAUCGUCAUCCCCGAGUUCGUUGUGCAAGGAGUACUCUGUGCAGUUUUCCUCAUCACAUGGCAUUGGUUCAUGUUUCUGAUGACGGUUCCCCUUGCUUGCUAUCACGUGAUGCUAUUUUUGAAACGGCAGCAUCUUUUUGACGUCACUGAAGCAUUCAGAUUUCUUAAUGCUGAGAAGAAGUUUCGGAUGAUCAAGCUUGGUUUCUACUUGGCAUUAUUUGCCAUAAUCACAUUCAGGCUUGCAUUAUCUGUUUUCAACUUUUUAAGUGAUGCGGAGGAUGCUGUGCAUUUAUUUUGAUUGCCCACUGCUUGAGCAGUAUGGUAGCCACUCAUUGCUGACUUUUAAUCAUAUUCUUGGAAGUAAGAUUUUUACUUGGUGUUGGAAGUGGAUUCAACGGAAUAGCUGUGUGCCAUGCGUCAUCUGGUAAAUUUAGCUAAUUUGUUUUUUAUGGUAUGCUUAUGUUUGUUCUGGAAGUUGUUAAUAAAAAAAUGUAUUUUUUUCUAGAAGUCAUCUUUCAUACAAGGAGUCAUAUCUAGAAAGAUGUCUUGCUUAUUAUAGGGGUGAUAGCUCAUCGGAAAGUCUUAAGCCAUGUUUGCAUUUUCCACUUGCCGAGCCUGAUCUAGUCCGAGAUAGUCAAUGUUUGGGCCGGGGCAGGGGUUUCUAAAUUUAUGGUACACAUAAUCCAGUUGAGAUGGGCUUGUAAACUAAUCUUUCUGUAUAUGUGAAGUACUCAGAAAUGAUCCCUGUGCCCACGCACCAAAUGUGGACCCACUUCAUCUCACCCAUCCACAAGUGUCCUCUCCCCGACAGGUAGCCAGACCCGACAUACUGUAGGCAGCUUGACAGCAGCCUGCCUUUCUUUGUAACAAUCAAAAGAUGCUAAAUUAUUUGGUCCACUUGGAACAGCUUAAAGUCCAUGGGCCCCUCGAUUCUCAGUGGUCCCCUCUUGAUUAGAAGUUUUUAACCACUUGCUGUGUGUUGACCCAUAACAAAUUGGUCCGUGCCAUUUAGCUGGAUGUUGGGUCGUUUUCGGGCCCUGGGCUCCAGUACAGUUGUCUUCCUGUUUGCCACCUUUGGACCCCAUAACCUUCUUUUCUUUUGGGGGUGAAGUAGGACCCACGUCAUCAAGGCCUGCUUUGGGCUACAGAAAACGGGUCUCGUUCCGGAUAUUGUCUCUUUCAAGUGGGCCUAUUGAGUUGGACAACAUCUGUCCUUCUGAUAUACCAGCUUUUUUCCUGAUAAUUAAUAUCAUGUCAAGGGUUGUAUGGGAAACGAACCAAAAUAAUGUGCAUACUUUUUGGUUUUUUAUAAAUGGCUUGUGCAAGUUUUGUAUAUUUUGGACUUAUCUCUAGAAAAUAAUUACUCUUUUGACGCUGUUUGCCAUAUUGAUUCCUGGAAAAAAAUAAGUUCUCUGUGGGCUACUAAGUUGUGUGAUUCUUUCAAUUAUACCUUAGGACUCCUGACUAAAAUUAUAUAUGUGAAUGCUGAAUGCGUCGUCUCGUAUUUUAUUACCUUCUUCUAUGGCUCUAAAUAUCUUGGUUAGUGUGUAGCUAGUGAUGAAAGGAAAGAUUUGAGCGAACUGUCGAUUCAAGGUUAGUAUGUUGUCUAGUGAUAUGGAUCAUCAAAUACAUACAUGAUUCUUACGGUGGAAUCGUAUAUCCAGGAUUUACUUCUUAGUGAUAAGUCUAAAGGACCCUACCCUUAAUGAGAGGUUCUACGUGCCAUUUCUUUUUCCUUGAACCUCAUUCAAUCUCCAAAGUUUUACUUCAUUGAUGAUAUCGUUUAGGCCGAAGAAGUGAGAACCAUCCUCUUGGCUCAUGGAUAUAAAACGACACAAAUGGGGGUUUGCCCCCAUAGACAAAAUUGGUGGGGGCAAUCGCAUCCUACUAUUGCUAAUGUUGCCAUAUCUGAAAAGCUUUGUGAUUUUCAAAAGGACGUUUGUUGAGUAUUCGAGAUAGGAUAAUCUAUCCACACACGUUAUUACUUAUUAGUCUCAUUGAUUUCUUGCCGUAGACAUUCAGAAUUAUGCCUCACAACAUCAACGAUUAGAGAAGAAUAAAACCUCACGUCAUCAACACCAUUGCAACAUUUCUAUGGUUAAAGACACAG